Oldenlandia corymbosa var. corymbosa is the source of this 993-nucleotide messenger RNA. The record is from the annotation of a GenBank genome assembly. Lineage: Eukaryota; Viridiplantae; Streptophyta; Magnoliopsida; Gentianales; Rubiaceae.
AUGACAACGGAGGCGGCCACCACUGCUGCUGCACCGCCGUACGAGGUGGAUGAAUGCCGGGGAGUUCUCAGAGUCUAUAGCGACGGUUCAAUUGUGCGUUCCGACAAGCCAAGUUUUAAUAUCCCGGUGGAAGAUGACGGUUCCGUUCUCUGGAAAGACGCCGUUUUCGACCCAGUUCACAACCUUCAGCUCCGGCUCUACAAGCCGGCUUGUCCAACUUCGUCAUCCAAGCUUCCGAUCUUUUACUAUAUUCACGGUGGAGGAUUUUGCAUCGGCUCACGGGCGUGGCCCAAUUGCCAGAACUACUGUUUCAAGCUAGCCAAGGAGCUGCAAGCCGUGAUCAUCUCCCCGGAUUACCGUCUGGCGCCGGAGAACCGGCUGCCAGCGGCGAUCGAUGACGGGUUCUUGGCUGUGAAAUGGCUUCAAUCCCAAGCUGUGGCUGAGGAGCCAGAUGAAUGGCUGACCGUGGUUGCUGAUUUUGGGUCGGUGUUUAUUUCCGGUGAUUCCGCCGGUGGAAAUAUAGCUCAUAAUUUGGCCGUUAAACUUGGAGCCGGGUCGCCUGAGCUGGCUCCGGUUAAAGUUAAAGGGUAUGUUCUUUUGGCGCCCUUUUUUGGCGGGACUGUGCUUACAAAGUUUGAAGCUGAAGGCCCCAAAGAUGCAUUCUUGAAUUGGGAGCUCAUUGACCGGUUUUGGAGGCUAUCAAAGCCAGAUGGAGAGACAACAGACCAUCCACUAAUCAAUCCAUUUGGACCCGCAAGUCCAAAUCUUGAAGAACUUGAACUUGAUCCCAUCCUUGUGGUAUGUGGAGGAAGUGAUUUGCUCAAAGACAGAGCUGAAGACUAUACAAAUAAGCUCAAGACUUGGGGAAAGAAAAUUGAGUAUGUGGAGUUUGAAGGACAACAACAUGGCUUUUUCACCAUUGAUCCCAAUUCUACACCUUCUAAGAAGUUGAUGACAAUCAUCAAAGAUUUUAUCACUGAAUUUUCUGUGUAG